Choloepus didactylus (southern two-toed sloth) is the source of this 2784-nucleotide messenger RNA. RefSeq names its product TNF receptor superfamily member 17 (gene TNFRSF17). Gene Ontology annotation, molecular function: signaling receptor activity. The record is from RefSeq and is a predicted model, not a curated record. Lineage: Eukaryota; Metazoa; Chordata; Mammalia; Pilosa; Megalonychidae. The transcript has 5 exons. Bases 363 to 1091 code for a protein of 242 amino acids. Gene Ontology annotation, biological process: tumor necrosis factor-mediated signaling pathway.
CAUAAGUGGAAUCAUAUGUGUCCUUUUGUGUCUGGUUUAUUACACUUGGCAUCAUGUUCUCAAGGUUCAUCCAUGUAGAUGUGUGGAUCAGAACUCAGCUACUUUUAUGGCUGAAUAGCAUUCCAUUGAGCCCUGCUUUUCUAGUUGCCUUCUGGACAUGUCUACAUGGAUGUCUCAUGUUGUAUGUUUAAAAAGCAAACUCAGUUUACAUUUAUUUAGAAAGGAAAAUAUACGAUAUUAGUCCACAUGUAUAGAGAAAACCUUCCAGAAGGAUGUGUAACAGCGGUUGGCAAAACAAAACUCAUCAUUAGGCCUGUUUCCAACCUCUGUGAUAGGCAAAAAGGUUAACUGAUUAUUUCUGGAUGGUAGGACUGUGGAUGGUUUAUCUGUCUGCUCAUCUGUAUUUUCUGACUUUUCAACAGUGGCUGUGGAUUACCUUAACAACAGCAACAAUAAUGGAACCAUCACAUAGCAUCUCUCAAAAACUCCAUAAAUGGUUACCAAAGCUUCCGCUCCAUGCCCCAGGCUUCCAGGCUUGUCUACAUCUUACAACUGUCACCUGGUUCCAGAUGGCUCAGCAGUGCUUCCAACAUGAAUAUUUUGACAGUUUGCUUCAUACUUGCAAACCGUGUCACCUUCGAUGUUCUAAUACCCCUCCUCUAACAUGUCAGCGUUAUUGUAAUGCAAGUGUGACCAAGUCAGUGAAGGGAACAAAUGCGAUUCUCUGGACCUGUUUGGCAGUGGGCUUGAUACUUUGUUUGGCAUUUUUCGUGUUAAUGUUCUUACUAAAGAAGAUGAGCUCUGAACAACUAAAGGACAAUUUUAAAAACACAGGAUCAGCUCUCCGGGAGGCACAUAAUGCUGAGCUGGCCAAUAGCAUGACUGGUGCUGAAGUUAUUCUUCCGAGAGGCCUGGGGUACACAGUGGAGGAAUGUACCUGUGAAGACUGUGUCAAGAGCAAACCAAAGGCUGAUUCUGACCAGGUCUUCCCACUCCCAGCUAUGGAGGAAGGUGCCACUCUUCUUGUCACCACCAAAACGAAUGACUAUUGUAAUAGCCUGUCAGCUGCUGCAAGUGUCACAGGGAUAUAGAAGUCAAUUUCUACCAGAGAAGGAACCAUUUUGACUGGUGUAGAGCUACGUUGAAAAUCGUUUGUCAAAAGGAAAUAACAAUGCAUUAUAUCUGUAUUUAUUUGUUGCUGAUACAGCUUUUUGUCCCCUCAUUCUGGAAACUUUUUAUGUUAGAUGUAUUUCUCUACUUUAUUGGUGGGAGGUUAACUUGGUUUCAUGGUUAAAUUCUUGACUCACUUAAAAAAAGCCACUGCAAUGUAUAGAUCCAGAGUCACACAUUUUUAUGGCUAGAGCAGUUAUUUCCUGAACAUGCAUAUAUAUAUAUACACACACACACAUACAUUUCAGGAUGGAUUGGAUUUUUCUCUUUAUUGCUAAAGAAAGCAAAGUUGUCCUAUGCACUUGUGUAAAUAGAAACCCAGAAUCAAUCAGCCACACCAGUUCAGUGUACAGUGCAUGGUGGUUCCCAACCCUGUGAGCUUCCAGUUUGGUGCAAGCAUCAGACAUUACUACAGUCAUACAAAUAAAUGUGUAAUUACAAACUGUGGUAAGGUACAGUAGAUAUCAUUUUCAGGCUCUAAUGUAGGUGUGUAAUAAUAAUCACAGCUAACACUUACAUAGCCUUAUUAAUGAGCCAGGAAUUGUUCUAAGUGCUUUACCUAUACUAAUUCAUUUAAUGCACACAACAAACUACAAGGUAGGUGUGCCAUUAUUAUUCCCGUUUUAUAGAUGAUGACAUAUUUGAGGCAGAGCAAGGGAAUAUAGCCAGAAAGUGGGCAGUGCUGGGAUUUAAAUUCAGAUAGAUUAAUCUAUUUUUUUUUUUCUUUUUGCAUCAAUUUAAUUCCGUUUCUGAGAUCCCCAUCUCUUUGAGCUACAAUCUUAGUCACUAUCGGGGGAGGGCUUCCUUUCUUUCUCCUGGGGUCUCAUAGAAAGGCAAUGCAACAGGGGAUACCUCUGGUCACCUGAUGAUUUUGGUCAUUGUUAAGAUGUCCCAUGGCUCUACAGCAUAGAGGGAUUGGGACUCUGUGGCUUUUAUGCCAAGUUGGAAUCUGGGGAAGUUUGAUGAGGCUUUUUUUGCCGAUUUGGGGCCCAUCUUGCCUCCAUUUGGGGCUGCAGGAGACAACAGAGUACAGCAUUUAAGGGACUGGCUCUUGGAGCCAGGCUGCCUGGGUUUGAAUCCUGGCUGUUAUUAGGAAGUUACAGACGUUGGGUGACCAUGGAAAGUUCCUUAACCAUGCCACAGUUUCCCCAACUGUAAAAUGGGAUAAAAAUAGUGUCUACUCAUAAGGUAGUUUUAAGGAUGAAAUGACUUAAUUAUAUAAUUAUAUUAUGUAUAUAAUUAUAUAUUAUAAUUUUGAGGUUUUCUAAGUAUCUGGUUCUUAUUAAGUACUUUGUGGUAGUUGCUCUUUCUGUUAUCAGUCAUUGGUCCUUUUGAGGUCUGGUCUCUGAGGGCAGCACACCCACCUUUCCUGUUAUGUGGCCUCAGAAUAUUGGCUUUAGCUUCUCACAUGUCCUCUUUCUUCCCCUCCGGCCACUAACCCCUAGUACAAUCUCCUCAGUGACUUUAAAUUUUUCAAAAAGCCUAGCAGGGUUGCUGACUUCAGACUUUUGAUUGUUUUGAUUCCAACCCAAAUUUUAGCUUCUUCCAGGCUAAAAUUCUGGGAAGAAGCAAUUACAGUACUUAAAGGAGGUGGCUGAUGGUAGAAAAUGUAGA